Bufo gargarizans (Asiatic toad) is the source of this 2668-nucleotide messenger RNA. It is a transcript of the gene GRB7, whose product is annotated as growth factor receptor bound protein 7. The record is from RefSeq and is a predicted model, not a curated record. The transcript has 16 exons. NCBI's taxonomy places the organism in Eukaryota, Metazoa, Chordata, Amphibia, Anura, Bufonidae. The coding region runs from base 216 to 2060 and encodes 614 amino acids. Gene Ontology annotation, biological process: signal transduction.
GGAGAGAGGGACAUAGGACGCUGUCAGAUUUCUGGGUACAGCACCUGGACAAGCUCAAAGUCUUGGUGAUGCUUGGAACCUCAAGGACUACUGACACAGCAACUUAUUGCUUCCUGUCGUCACGAGUUGACAAAGACAUGGAAAGCGAACGUACACAAGCCUAAUCUUCUUUUAAUUUAUUUGGCUGCCAGAGUCAGAGUGGUGCAGAGUGCCCCAUGGUUUUGGGCGAGGAGAGGAGAACUUCUCACCCAGUUGGGUGGCAGAGGAACAGAAGGCUUUGUUGGAGGAAUGUCCUGGAACAAUUAUUGUGUUGUUUUCAGAAGAGGAAUGGAAAAAAAAGCGUUUCGAAUGAGAAGAGAGUGUGCGAGUUGCUCAUUGAGAAUAAGGAGAAUGGUGAUGGACGGGUAAGCUGUGAGGCCAUAGAGUGUGAUGUGAAUGAAGACAGCUUGGAAGAUGGGGGCAGUAUGGACUUGGAGGCCUUGGAGAGCAGUCACAGUCCGGCACCAGACAACCCGUAUGAAAGGGAGGGAAGCACAAGCCGUGACCUGACACCACACAAGGGGCUCCCAGAAAAAGCUGACCUGCUGUCUUUAGAUGUGAAACGGUCACAGCCACUGUUAAUACAGAGUGCAAGAUGGGGGCGAUUACGAGACGAGGAGUCGCGAUCAUCAUCACUCCCUGACAUCCCAAACCCAUUCCCAGAACUCUGCAACUCUUCCCCAAUCCUUAGCCACACGCCCAACAGCAGUUCUCCGCUGGAAGGGGGUCCUCAUAUGGUGAAAGUAUACAGUGAGGAUGGCACAUGCCGAUCACUAGAAGUGACAGCGGGAGCCACAGCACGGCAUCUGUGUGAUAUGCUGGUAGAGAGGGCUCAUUGCCUAAGUGAUGAGAGCUGGUCCUUAGUGGAGCUUCACCCACAUCUGGGGCUUGAAAGGUGCCUUGAAGAUCACGAGUCUGUGGUGGAGGUGCAGGCUAUGUGGCCUGCUGGAGGAGACAGCAAGUUCAUUUUUCGCAAGAAUUUUACCAAGUAUGAACUGUUUCGGGGAUCUCCAUAUGCUUUAUUCCCGGAGGACAUGAUUGCUGGAAAUGUAGAAUCUCACAAAGGACUGUCUCACUCAGAGCUUAUACAGAACUUCCUCAACUCAGGCAGCUGGCCCGAGAUCCAAGGCUAUUUGCAUAUGAAGGAAAGCGGCCGAAAAGUAUGGAAGCGCUUCUUUUUUUUCCUUCGCCGCUCUGGCCUGUAUUACUCUGCAAAGGGGACGUCUAAGGACCCUCGCCACUUACAGUAUUUAGCUGAUGUGAAUGAAUCUAAUGCCUAUUGCCUGACACAAGGAAAGAAGCUCUAUAGCGCCCCCACAGAAUUUGGUUUCUGUUUGAAGCCUUACAAGAUGAGGAGCGGCACUAAAGGGCUGAAGAUUUUGUGCAGUGAUGAUGAACAGUCUCGUACUUGCUGGCUUACUGCUAUCCGUCUAUUUAAGUAUGGAGCACAGCUCUAUAAAAACUACCAGCUCUCCAGGCGCAGUCCACACUCUUGGGCAGAUCUAAAAAAACAGCGCAGUGUAUCUGAUAGCACUUUGGUUCCCAUGGAUUUUUCGGGGUGUACCGGUCGCGUAAUCGAAAAUCCUCUUGAAGCACUUUCAGUGGCCCUUGAAGAAGCCCAGACCUGGAGGAAGAAAACAACUCACCGGUAUAGUCUACCGACACCGUGCCAGACAACUCCGAGUAGUGCAGUGAUACAUAAGACCCAGCCGUGGUAUCAUGGGCGUCUGUCCCGAGAUGAGACUCAGCGCCUCAUAACGCAACAAGGAAUGGUGGACGGAGUUUUCCUAGUGCGAGAAAGUACUAGAAAUCCCAAAGGAUUCGUCCUGUCAUUGUGUCACUUACAGAAGAUCAAGCACUACCUCAUCUUGCCGUGUGAGGAAGAUGCCAAGCCUUUCUACUCAAUGGAUGAUGGACAAACCAAGUUUGUAGACCUUAUCCAGUUGGUUGAGUUUCACCAGAUCAACAGGGGUAUCCUACCGUGUACCCUCAAGCACUACUGCACUUCUGUAGCACUGUAAAAGGGUCUUGAUUACCACAAGCCAAGGACAGAACAGACCUCUUAAAGAAAACUAAUUACGAUUUAGACCGGACGUUUCCACAAGGUGAUUAAUGCACCGCUGUGUGAAAGAUGGCACAAUUUCAGUUCCGGGAUGUGUAAAUUAUUGCUAGAUUGUUACUGUGUGGAUCCAAAUCCUCAACUGAGUGGAUGAAGUUCUAUCAGGAGGCACAUAGUCAAUAAGCUAAAAAAUUUCUUUUCUCUGUGAUGCUACAAUCAUCUACGCAAGACUGUCAGGUGACAGCAGAAUGACAUUUGGUGGCUAAAUUCCAGUGGAAAUAAGCUUUCCAUAAUCUCCUAUGCCCUCUGAGAGAUGGCAGGAGAAGGGCACCCUAACUGUGUCUGGGAAGGAAUGUUAAACAGUGCAUCUGUUGCUGAGGGCACUGUACUGUAAAUAUCUACAAGGCCAGUUCAUUGUCAAAUAUUUUAUAUAAGGAAUCGUAAACUAUAUUUUUUUUCUUCUAUUUUCUCUUAUUUUGUACAGAAUUCUCUGAACACAAUCUACAUAUGAAGAGAAGCAGGUUAUUUAUAUAUUCAAAAGUAACACAAUAAUAAAAAAAAUAUUCACUA